AUGCGAAGAACGGGGCCGGAGCUGUGGAAGACGCUUACUUCUGUCUCGAAAUCCGGACAGAAGAAAGGACGUCGCAACACGCGACAGCCCGUUCGACCAUUGCAGCGAUUCUAUCGCAUCGGAUCUAGUAAGCGAUAAUUUGCAACUUGUAUAAACGUUUCGAAACCGACAAAGUUUUGGUUGCGAAGUGUCCUCGGUUGAAAAGCGUUAAGAAAACCAAACCAAACGUUUCAGGUCCGAUGAAAGUCGAGUUCGCCGGAUUGAACGCACCGAUGCGUCUGAAAGAGAGCGAAGAGCUGAUUCCGAUGAAGAUUGUCGAGCAGACGGAAGACGAGAUCCGCGACUCGAUCGGUGGUGUGAAACGCAUUCUCGAGGAGAAGGACACGUAAGAAUUUUUGAAAUUGUUGCCUUCAAUUUCUACUCUUACUGAGAACUCACCAACGAAAAGUUUUCAGAGGAAAGAAGAAGCGGAAUCGCGAAAAGCUGCACCCGAUGGAGCGCGGAUUCUCCGGCACUCAACUUGUCGGACAAAAGCUCGGCGCACCGCCACCGAUCGACGGCGCAAAUUUCGACGAUUUUGAGACGUACUGCCUCGAGGUGAAGCGCACGUCUAACAUGACAAAUGUAUUCGGAAGAGUGCACACCAUGUCGGCCCUCGUGAUCACGGGAAACGGCCGCGGACUCGCCGGAUACGCAGUCGGCAAGGCCCCGAUCCAUCGGACCACUACCGCAAUCAUCAAUGGAAUGAACAUGGCGUCGCGGAAGCUGUUUCACGUGGAACUUCACGAAGGACGCACCAUUUAUCAGGAUUUCUAUGCGGAGUGCAGAAACACGCGUGUUUUUGCGCAACGCCGUCCGCGCGGAUUCGGACUCACCUGCCAUCCGCGUCUCAUUAAGAUUUGUGAAGCAAUUGGAAUUAAGGACAUUUAUGUGAAGGUGGAAGGAUCCACGAAGAACUAUCUGGCGCUGACGCACGCGUUUUUGACCGGGUUGCUCAAUCAGGAGACACAUCAGCAGUUGGCUGAGAGAAAAGGUUCGAAAUUCUUCCAUAAUCUCAGACUUCCUUGAAAACACGAAACUUCCUCAUCCACCCUCAAUAUUCCAGGUCUUCAUGUCGUCGAAAUGUCUCCAUCUCGUCACUUCUUGCCGCAAAUCGUGGCUUCUCCCAUCUCAUCGGAGCUAAGAAGCGAGGAAACGCUGGAAGCACUUGACGUACGUGAAAUUAGAUAAAAUUGAAGUAGACUAGACAUCUAACAAGUUUAGCGUCUCAAUUUGGACGAUUUCUACGGAGAAGGCCGUUACCCGCUGAGAAAACCGAAGGCUCUGCCGUUCUUCACCAAUCUGGAGGGACACAUAGAGGCGAGAUGGAGAAAACAUCCGUUCAGAAACCACGAAUCGGUAAGAGUUGAUUGUGUCGCAAUUCCAAAAGCCUCCUUGACUUGCAGACAAUGAUCCGCCUGAUCGCCGACAACAUGGUACCACGUUGGACGCGUGACGCACGUGCCGCGUGGGCUGACCAACGCAACGAACGCAUGACGACUGGCGUCGAGCCAAUGCCGCUCGGACUCGGACUAUCGCACGUUGUGCCCAGAAAAGAAGACUAA
Molecule: messenger RNA, 1604 nt
Organism: Caenorhabditis sp. 36 PRJEB53466
Lineage: Eukaryota; Metazoa; Nematoda; Chromadorea; Rhabditida; Rhabditidae
Source: the annotation of a GenBank genome assembly